AUGCCUUUUCCCUUGUCUUCACUAGCUCGCACGGCCUCUGCGCCGGUGGCACGUCAGUCUACCCUUUUAUUGCGCUCUAGCAUUGCUCGCACCAACGCUCCUGUCGCUACCCUCGUGUCUAUUCGUAAGGCCUCUUCUAGCACCACUAAAGGUGAACAAGUGGUCGCCAAAGAUGCCUUUCUACAGGGCAACUCGGCUGCUUAUGUUGAGGAGAUGUAUUCUGCUUGGCUCAAGGACCCUUCUUCUGUUCACCUCUCGUGGCAGAUCUACUUCAGGAACCAGUCCCAGGGCAUGUCUGCCUCUCAAUCCUUCCAGGCUCCUCCUACCAUUCCUCCAACUGGUGGUGUUCCCUCUUUGGUACCCGGCUCCCAGGCUGGAUCCUCGGAUGUCAUUGAUCAUCUAAAGAUCCAGUUAUUAGUCCGUGCAUACCAGGUUCGUGGCCAUCACGUUGCUCGUCUGGAUCCUCUCGGCAUCAAUGAGGCCGACUUGAGUGCUGUCAUACCACGUGAAUUGGACAUCACUCACUAUGGUUUUUCAGAGAAAGAUCUUGACCGCACCUUCUCUCUCGGACCAGGCAUCCUUCCAGGUUUCCUUGACACAGGAAGCAAACAAACGCUCCGUGAGAUUAUUGAUCAUCUCAAAACUAUCUACUGCGGCUCUAUUGGUGUCGAAUACAUUCAUAUUCCUGAUAGAGACCGCUGCGACUGGAUUCGACACCGUGUCGAGGUUCCUCGUCCUUAUAAGUAUACCAUCGAGGAGAAAACCAUGAUCCUUGACCGCAUGAUCUGGUCUGAUUCAUUUGAACGCUUUGUUGCAUCAAAGUAUCCCAGCGAAAAACGUUUUGGCCUUGAGGGAGGCGAGAGUUUGAUUCCCGGAAUGAAAGCACUGAUUGAUCGAUCUGUCGAGCAUGGUGUCGAGUCUAUUGUCAUGGGAAUGCCUCAUCGUGGUCGUCUCAACGUUUUGUCCAAUGUUGUACGCAAACCCCACGAGUCCAUCUUCUCAGAAUUUAGUGGUAAUUCUGCUCAGGACGGAUUCUCUGGAGAUGUCAAGUACCACUUGGGGAUGAAUUAUGAGCGUCCUACUCCCUCGGGCAAGCCCGUUCAAUUGUCUUUGGUCGCAAACCCUUCGCAUUUAGAAGCUGCAGAUGGCGUCGUCCUCGGGAAGACUCAUGCCAUUCAACAUUACAUGGAUGAUAAAGAAAGAACUCGCUCACUCGCUGUUCUUUUGCAUGGUGAUGCUGCCUUUGCAGGACAGGGCGUCGUCUAUGAAACCCUCGGAUUCAUGGAUUUGCCUGCUUACUCGACUGGAGGUACCAUUCACAUUGUUGUCAACAACCAGAUUGGCUUCACCACUGACCCCCGCUUCGCUCGUUCGACUGCUUACUGUACCGACAUUGCAAAAUCGAUCAACGCUCCUAUCUUCCAUGUCAAUGCUGAUGAUGUCGAGGCUGUCAACUUUGUUCAUCAGUUGGCUGCUGACUGGCGCAAGGAAUUCCACACCGAUGUUGUUAUUGAUCUUGUCUGUUACAGACGUCAUGGACACAAUGAGACUGAUCAACCCAGCUUCACUCAGCCCAUCAUGUACAAAGCUAUUGAGCAUCAGACUCCCGCCUUAAAUAACUACAUUGAUAAGCUCAUCAAGGAAGGCUCUUUCAAGGAGGAGCAGAUCAACGAAAUGAAGAAGCGCAUCUGGGACAUUCUUGAGGAAAACUAUUCUAAGAGCAAGGACUACAAAGCCCAACCUAAGGAAUGGAUGACCAGCUCAUGGCAUGGAUUCAAAUCUCCUGCUGAGCUGGCUACAGAAAUUCUUCCCACGUUCCCCACUGGUGCUGCUAUGGAGACCCUGAAGCAUGUUGGAAAUACCAUUAGCUCGUAUCCUCCUGGCUUCAAGAUUCACUCCAAUUUGGCCCGCAUCAUGAAGGCUCGUGCCAAGACCAUUGAGACUGGCUCCAACAUUGAUUGGGCCACUGCCGAGGGCUUGGCUUUCGGCACUUUGCUCUCAGAGGGCAAACACAUCCGUUUGGCUGGUCAAGAUGUUGAACGUGGAACUUUCUCGCACCGUCAUGCUGUCCUUCACGACCAGGAGACUGACAAGCUCCAUGUCCCUCUCAAGAAUCUUGGUCACGGUCAAGCUGCUUUCUCAGUCAGCAACUCGUCACUUUCCGAAUUUGGUGCCCUUGGCUUUGAGCUUGGAUAUUCACUUGUCAACCCUAACUCGCUUAUUCUCUGGGAAGCUCAAUUCGGAGACUUUGCCAAUAAUGCUCAAUGUAUCAUCGACCAGUUUAUUGCCUCUGGAGAGAAGAAGUGGCUCCAACGUACAGGAUUGACCAUGCUAUUGCCCCAUGGUUAUGAUGGACAGGGUCCUGAGCACUCUAGUGCCCGUAUCGAGCGUUACCUCCAAAUGUGUGAUGACAAUCCCAACCAGUUCCCGUCGGAAGAGAAGCUCUCGCGACAACACCAGGACUGCAACAUGCAAGUGGUCUACUGCUCCACUCCUGCCAACUACUUCCAUGUCCUCCGUCGCCAGAUUCACCGGGACUACCGCAAACCUUUGAUCGUCUUCAACUCCAAGUUGUUGUUGCGUCACCCUAUGGCUCGCUCUUCUUUGGAGGAGAUGACUGGCGAUACUCAGUUCCGACGCUUUAUCCCUGAGGUUGAUGAUAAAAACCUUGUUAGCUCCGAUAAGAUCAAGAAGCACAUUUUCUGCUCUGGUCAAGUCUACUACGCCUUGGUCAAGGCUCGUGAGCAGAACAAGAUUGAUGAUGUAGUUAUUUCUCGCGUUGAGCAGUUGAACCCCUUCCCCUAUGACAGAGUCAAGGAGUACGCUGACAAGUAUCCCAACGCGGAGAUUGUUUGGUGUCAAGAGGAGCCUCUGAACAUGGGCGCUUGGGCCCAUGUUGCUCCACGCAUCCGUACCUCGCUUCGUGAGACUACUAACCAUGCCAACAAAGAAGUUCGUUAUGCUGGUCGUGAGCCUUCUGCUUCUGUCGCCACCGGUAACAAGAAGGUCCAUUUGGCCGAAGAGUAUGCCUUCUUGGCUGAGGCUUUAACUGGUGAGGCCAGGAAACCUUCAGAUGUAGUUGGAGGUGUUCCUGUCUUUUAA
This is a messenger RNA of Lobosporangium transversale, 3102 nucleotides long. Its product is annotated as oxoglutarate dehydrogenase, E1 component. Gene Ontology annotation, cellular component: mitochondrion; oxoglutarate dehydrogenase complex. Bases 1 to 3102 code for a protein of 1033 amino acids. Gene Ontology annotation, molecular function: oxoglutarate dehydrogenase (succinyl-transferring) activity; thiamine pyrophosphate binding. The record is from RefSeq and is a predicted model, not a curated record. Gene Ontology annotation, biological process: tricarboxylic acid cycle. The transcript is spliced from 3 exons. NCBI's taxonomy places the organism in Eukaryota, Fungi, Mortierellomycota, Mortierellomycetes, Mortierellales, Mortierellaceae.